AUGAAGAAAGGAUCAAAGAAGGGUGUGGCCCCAAAGACUGAAGAAAUAUUGAAAGCUGUUGUGUUGGCCGAUUCAUUCACGAAAGAAUUGAGACCUAUUACAUUGCAAGCACCAAGGUGUUUAUUACCAGUGAAUAAUGUUCCUAUUAUUGAAUAUGUGUUGGAAUUGUUGGCUGCUUCGGGCGUAAAAGAAAUAUAUGUCUUUUGUUGUCAUGGGGCUGAAAUGAUUAAACAAUAUUUAGCGAAUUCUAAAAAGUGGAAUACGCCGAAUAGUGAUGUGAAAAUAAGCACAGUGGAAGGUACCGAAGCUGCAUCAGCAGGUGAUGCUCUCCGUAGAAUUCACGAAUUGGAUGUAAUUAGAAAUGAUUUUAUUUUGAUUCAAGGAGAUGUUAUUAGCAAUCUGAAUUUAGCUCCGAUUGUAGAAGCUCACAAAAAAGAGAGAAAGGCAGACCCACAAGUCUUAACAACAUCCAUUUUCCGUAAGAUUACUCCUGAUGCCAUCAACUUUUAUGAAGAUGGUGACACAGCUUGGAUUGCCAUUUCGGAAAAAAACAAACAAUUAUUGCAUUAUGAAAAUGACAAGAAGGAGUCGUUAAGCUUUGAAAUUGAAAUUCGUAAUUUCAAGGAAACAAAGGAUGACAUCAAGGUUAUAUCAGACGUCAUGGAUUGUAGAAUUGAUAUUUGCUCUCCUGAAGUUUUGGGAAUUUUCCAAGACAACUUUGACUUUAAAGAUUUGAGAACUGACUUUUUGAAGAGCUACGUUUUAUCUGAAUCUGAAGUAGUGGCUUACAAAGUUAUUCCAUACAUUGACCACACAAAUUAUUCUGCAAGAGUUUGUAAUCUUCGUUCAUACGAGCUUGUCAGUAUGGAUCUCAUUAACAGAUGGAUGUAUCCUGUCACACCAGACUCCAAUUUUUCUGGAUCUACAUCUUUUAGAUAUUCUCGUCCAAAUAACUAUUAUGAAUCAAAUGUUUCACUUUCUAGAAGUUGCGUUAUUGGAGACAAUUGUCUCAUUGGGAGCGGAACGACCAUUGGAGAAAAUACCAAAAUUCGUAGCACAGUUAUUGGAAGAAAUGUGAAAAUUGGUAAUAAUGUGACCAUUGAAGGAAGCUUUAUUUGGGAUGAUGUCAUUAUUGAAGACGGUGUGAAGAUUACCACUUCGUUACUCUGCAACAAUUCUAAGGUUUGCAAUAAUGCCGUUCUUGAGGUCGGCUCAGUUCUCUCCUUCAACGUUGUCGUUGGACCUGAUUUCACUGUUAAAGCUCACAACCGAUUGACAACAAAGAUGGCUCUGAAAGACGAAUAUAAGGAUCAAGACGAGGAGGAAAUAUCGUUUGAGAAUGCUUUUGCUGCUGCCCGACAAAGAUCCACUGAAUUUGUGGCCAUAACUGUUGACAGUGACAAGAAUUAUGUUGGUGAAGGUGGUGUUGGUACAAUUUACGAAUUACCUCCAUCAUUGGGAGAAUUGUUGACUAAUCGUAUGGGAGUCACACAAUCAGAAGUUGACCUGUUACAAAAAUCACAAACUCUUCUCGAAGACACCUACAAAAGACCUGUCUCUUCUCAUGAAAUUAAGGACGAGGCAGUAUUUAUUGAUGAAGCUAGAGCCAGUAUUAAGAGAGCCAUUGCAGAAAAUCACUCUAUUGAAAACGCUAAACUUGAGUUGAACUCGCUAAAAUUUGCGUAUGACAGUAGCUUUGAGGAUUGUGCUUCUGCUACUUUGACAGGCAUUAUUUUAUACUGUGACAAGGAAUCAUCAACACCUACUGAAAUGAUUGGCCUCUUCCAAAAAGUACUCGAUGGAGGCGACGGAAAAACUUCAUGGAAAGAAUUGCUAAUUGAAUUUUUAGACAUUGGAACAAAGCCACAAGUUCAAUUAUUGACAGAGUUGCUGUACUUUGUUGCCAGUGAUGAAGGAUUGAAAUAUAAGGAUUUACUGAGAUACUUUGUUCAGAUUCUUUACAACAAAGAUGUUGUAUCGGAUGACUCUAUUAUUGAAUGGUAUGAAGAGUUUGAGGACGAUGAUGAGUUGAGUUCUAUUCUUUCCUCGUGCAAAGAGUUGGUAAAAAGCAUUGAAGAGGGUGACGAAGAAGAGGACGAGGAUGAGGAUGAGGAAGAAGAGGAGGAAGAGGACGAUGAUGAGGAGGACGAUGAUGAAGAAUAA
Messenger RNA from Naegleria lovaniensis, 2163 nucleotides. RefSeq lists its product as uncharacterized. The coding region runs from base 1 to 2163 and encodes 720 amino acids. Gene Ontology annotation, cellular component: eukaryotic translation initiation factor 2B complex. Gene Ontology annotation, biological process: biosynthetic process. Gene Ontology annotation, molecular function: guanyl-nucleotide exchange factor activity; translation initiation factor binding; translation initiation factor activity. The transcript is spliced from 4 exons. NCBI's taxonomy places the organism in Eukaryota, Heterolobosea, Eutetramitea, Acrasida, Naegleriidae. The record is from RefSeq and is a predicted model, not a curated record.